Molecule: messenger RNA, 831 nt
Organism: Trichomonas vaginalis G3
Lineage: Eukaryota; Parabasalia; Trichomonadida; Trichomonadidae
Product: keratin-associated protein family
Exons: 1
Coding region: 1-831 (276 amino acids)
Source: RefSeq, a predicted model, not a curated record
AUGAAAAAGAUUAAUGAUAAUAAGAGUUCUGGCGGAAGAGUUGAAUUAGAAGUGAAUGAUGUUAAUGAGAAAUUAGAUAGUAAAGCAGAUAAAGACCAUGUUCAUUAUAUAAGUUCAGAUGAACAGAUUAUAACGGAUUAUCAUGGAUAUUUAACACAGGAUGAAGAAGUGAAUACGGAAGAUGUUAAUGAAAGAAGAUAUAAAUUCAUUCGUGCUGAAGGUUAUGACAUAAGAUGUGUUAUAAAUUAUGAUACAACAGGUAAAGCACCAGAAGCAUUUGAUUAUAACGAUGAAAUUUAUGCUUCAUACUUCUUUGUUAACGAUGUAUUAGUUGAACCAAGAUUUACUUUGAUGGUUAAGUCAAAAAUAACUGUUGAAGAUGCGAUUAAAAAUAAAGCUGAUGUAAAUCAUAUGCAUCCUGAGUUAAAUCAAGAAAUAGUAAUCUUAAGGCAUGAUUUAAUAACAGAACAUAACGACAUAAAUUCACUUCAAACUUCAUUAGACAGUAAAGCAGACAAGAACCAUACACAUGAAUCCUUUACAACUGUUAGAGCAGACGACAUAAUAUUGAAUUUUAACCUUGGUUCAAGUGCACCUUUAGAAAAUCCAAGUACAAGCGUAAAAGAUACUCUUAACAAUUUAGAUAACAGUUGCAGGAACAUUGAAGGUCAUGUCAGAAACUUUGAAGCAUAUAAACUACCAGCAGUGUUAGAUAAGAAAGCCGACAAAACUUAUGUAGAUGAAAAAACAGAAUAUGCUAAGAACAGUGCAAUAGAUUAUACAGAGUGGACGAUGGAAUGGGUCAAUCAAUUACUAUCAAUGGUAAAAUAA